GACCACUUGGCAUGGCAUCUGCUAUAGCACUCGAAGACAUCUGGGACGCGCCCAUCUUACCCUCAAAUCCCCCACAUAUAUCAGAAAACCAGAAUGAAAACAGCUCCAAGAAUCCUCUCUUUCUUUCGUCCGACUCAGAUAAUGACAUGCCGCAGAAGGCGGCUAAGCCAUCCAAACCUGAUAUAGACGCCAUGUUCGAGGACUUGGAUGAAGAUGAUGAUUUGGCUUUUAAGCCAUUGGCACCAGCUUUGGACCUCGAGGCCUUACGACGUGAAGCCACAGCUAAACAUUCGAAGAAUAACGCCGCCUCUGCUUCACAGGCAACACUGACAGGCACUCCAGCGUACGAGUCUCAAGGUAAACAUGACGAGACGCAAAACAAGAAGGAUAACGAGGAUGAUAAGAAGGAGAGAAAGAAACUGCCCAAGCUAGAUGAUGCCAGGCUACUAGGUCCGAGUGGUUUUCCUCAGUUGAUCAGAGAUACGAAGAAUUUCGUCCCAAGAGGCAAGGGGCACGAAGCAGCAGAUCUCAAAAGCAUCCUGCAAAUUUACCAGUUCUGGACGCAUAAAAUGUUUCCAAAAACACAAUUUCGUGAUACGGUUGAUAGAGUUGAGAAACUAUGCCACUCCAAACGAAUGCAUGUAGCUUUGAGUGUUUGGCGCGAUGAAGCCAAAGGACUGGUAAAUGGUCAAAAACCAGGAGACGACGAUAGCGCGGUCGAUCUUACAUCCGAUGUAGAGUUGGCCCCUAGUACAAAAGACAUUCAGAGGUCUGCAUCGGUAACCCGAAUGGAUGAUCAUCAGCGGUCAUCUUCAAGGCCUCCUUCUCUGCCGCCGUCAUCUUCCGAGCCGGAAGAUGAUGACUUUGAUAUAGAUGCCGUGAUUAGAGAGGAAGAGGAACGUGCAGCUGCUAUGAAGGCGGAUUCCGCCAUGUCUGCUUCGGUAGUAUCAACUACCAGUAUUGCGACACCUUCCACGAAUCCACAAUACAGUAAUAGGAACAGUGGCGUUCGUGUACCCGAUCUAGACGAUGAAGAUAUGUGGGAGGCGCUAGACGCUUUCGAGGAUCCCCUUCUCGAUACCCCUUCGGAUCAAUUGGGCGUAAAGCCAGCUUCUCUCCCUGCGGCAGAUGCUCAAGGUGAAGACGAGGAUAUGUGGGACAUUGCUCGAGAAAUAGAGCACGACGGGAUGCAGUCUUCUAAUGCUACUUCGUCUGCUGUCCCUCUUUCGCGAGAACCAUCUAGUGCGAACACUUCUAUAGGGACUAAUGACGAGGGAUGGGAUGAUAUGUAUUUAUAG
Messenger RNA from Serpula lacrymans var. lacrymans S7.9, 1298 nucleotides. RefSeq lists its product as uncharacterized. Gene Ontology annotation, cellular component: replication fork protection complex; nucleus. Gene Ontology annotation, biological process: DNA damage response; replication fork processing; DNA replication checkpoint signaling. The transcript has 3 exons. The record is from RefSeq and is a predicted model, not a curated record. Gene Ontology annotation, molecular function: DNA binding. Bases 12 to 1298 code for a protein of 428 amino acids. NCBI's taxonomy places the organism in Eukaryota, Fungi, Basidiomycota, Agaricomycetes, Boletales, Serpulaceae.